Jaminaea rosea is the source of this 1140-nucleotide messenger RNA. RefSeq lists its product as hypothetical. Bases 27 to 893 code for a protein of 288 amino acids. The record is from RefSeq and is a predicted model, not a curated record. Lineage: Eukaryota; Fungi; Basidiomycota; Exobasidiomycetes; Microstromatales. The transcript has 2 exons. Gene Ontology annotation, molecular function: protein binding.
GGCCCAUUCAUCUCGCGCAUCCAUUCAUGUCCAGCCUCUUACAAUCAGUCCUAUCAGCCAAGUUAGCGGGCACGUCCCUCGACGAAGAAGGGAGGGCGCAGUCGCACGACGCGGCGAUGGGCGAGGAUUGGGAGGAGGUCAACACCAGCGACGAGGAGAUGGUCGCAAUAGCCACUGCACCCGGUACCGGUACGGGGACGCCGGCGAAUAUCAGUCGACCCACCUCGCCUGGCUCGUCCAAGCCGACAUCAGGCAAGUCGGCACUGAGCAACGAGCGUCCCGUGAAGGUGAAAGCGCCAAAAAGCAAGACGGAUCCGUUGCGAUCCCUGCCCAAGGAGGCAUCACAACGUAUCUUCCUCCCCCUACCAGUCCCCGCACUCCUCUCCCUCUCCCUCGUCUCCAAACGCUACCGCAAAUCCGCCACGUUAAACUACUGCUGGUAUCGCAAAUGCCUAGCGGAUUUUGAUAGUGAGGACGCGGGAAGUAACACCGCUGCAGCAGCUACGACGACGACGAGCGUACAGCCCGGCGGGGGAACCGCAACGACGGCGCACUGGACUCGGAGGGAGAGCAAGACGGACUGGAAGCGAGAGUAUGGUCGUCGUCGUCGCCAAGAGAGUAAGGAUCGUCUACGCGAAUCUUCCCUGCCUGAUAGCGGGACGACGACCCCUUCGCGAUCGCAGCGUCUGGCCGAUUCGGGUGUCAAGACGACGAGGGAUAUGAGGGAGGAGCAGUGGGCGCAACAGGCGCAGCAGGAGACGGGGUACUCGAAGAAUGAGUUGCGGUCGUUCUACAAAGAGGCGGGAGGGAGUAAGGGUGGGAAGGGAAAGGGGGUCAAGCCUCCUAGAGGGAAGGGAGGGAGUAGGGAGGUGGAUGAGGGGAUUUGGGAGUGAGCAUGGUGCGGGGCGGAGCGAGCAGCGAAGUAUGUACUGGUGCAAGGAGGACAUAUCUAUGCGACUCGAUACGAUUCAUCCUGACGCUGUCCAGCAAGGAGUGAGCGGGCGGGCGGGCGGCCGGGCGGCCUCGCCUUGGAAGCUCACCCGCGCGUCGCCCCUGCCCUCUCCUCAAUAGGAGGGGGAUAAUCACUCCUUUUCAGUCUGAGCAGGAGAGGAGUGCGUCAGGACUUGUGGUGUUGUUGAU